This is a messenger RNA of Anneissia japonica, 1069 nucleotides long. RefSeq names its product semaphorin-1A-like. NCBI's taxonomy places the organism in Eukaryota, Metazoa, Echinodermata, Crinoidea, Comatulida, Comatulidae. Gene Ontology annotation, molecular function: semaphorin receptor binding; chemorepellent activity. The record is from RefSeq and is a predicted model, not a curated record. Gene Ontology annotation, biological process: neural crest cell migration; semaphorin-plexin signaling pathway; negative regulation of axon extension involved in axon guidance. The transcript has a single exon. The annotation marks the transcript as partial.
AUGCGAGUGGUGAAGGAGUGGCGAACCUUGUUCGUGGGCGCGAAUAACUCGGCGUUCGUGUUCGAUCUCGAUCGAACUCUAGAAUCCUCGACGGCUACGAAGUUAGACUGGAUGCCGGACUCGGUCGACAAGAAGAAGUGCAGAUUGAAAGGGAAGGAAGAACACGACUGCCAGAACUACGUGAAAAUCGUAACUCCGGAUUUAACGAACGGUCGAGUGUUGAUUCGCGGAACCAACGCUCAGAAACCGAAGUGCAUUCAUGCCGAGAUGUCGAACUUAUGGAGUGGUUGGAGGAGAAGGAACGCGACGGACGGCCUGUACAAUUGUCCGUUCGCCGUUGAUCAAAAGGUAACUUCCGUCUUCGCGGAGGGUAGCCUGUACGCCGGGACAGUCGCCGAUUUUAACGGCAGGGAUUCCGCACUGACGAGGUCGAUGGGCAACGCCGUUCCUCUCAUAACCAAGAGGCACGAUUCGUUGUGGCUGAAUCACCCGAAAUUCGUCGGUUCGUUUGUAGAGGGAAGAGAAGUGUUUUUCUUCUUCCGAGAAGUUUUCGUAGAAAACUGCGAGAAGAUUUACCGUUUGCGAAUCGCUCGCGUUUGCACCGAUGACAAGGGAGGCAGAACGAUACUGGACUCCAGCUGGACGACUUUUCUGAAGGCGCGACUCGACUGUUCGUUCCGAGGGGAAUUUCCGUUUCGCUUCAACUACCUGCAGGACGUCGUGCGGACCGUCCGCGGAGGAAAGGUCUUCUACUACGCAGUUUUCACGACGGGGGAACACGAAAUACCCGCCUCGGCCAUCUGCCGUUUCGGCCUCGACGACAUAAGGGACAACUUCGAAAGAGGUCCGUUCUUUCGACCGACGGCGCCUUGGGGACGCAUCCCGGACGAGGACGUUCCGGACAACAGACCGGGCGAUUGUUCGGUCGACUCGACUCUACUCUCGUACGAAGAUCUAAACUUCGUGAAAUCCCACCCGUCGCUGUACGAACCGGUCGGAAGUGGGGACCCGCUCUUUACGCUCGUUCGACAAAACUACAGGUUGAAGACGUUGACCGUGACUGAGACCG